Poecilia latipinna (sailfin molly) is the source of this 11848-nucleotide messenger RNA. RefSeq names its product striated muscle enriched protein kinase. Gene Ontology annotation, biological process: protein phosphorylation. The transcript is spliced from 42 exons. Gene Ontology annotation, molecular function: ATP binding; protein binding; protein kinase activity. NCBI's taxonomy places the organism in Eukaryota, Metazoa, Chordata, Actinopteri, Cyprinodontiformes, Poeciliidae. The record is from RefSeq and is a predicted model, not a curated record. Bases 324 to 10217 code for a protein of 3297 amino acids.
UGCUUCAUGAUCUAGGGUGGACUUACACCUAAAGUCUGGGCUUGCUGAAGGACAAAUGGUUUGAGAUGAAAUAUUUGGCUCCAUGGAUCUUGUUACCCUAACUUGGACUUUGUGGGGAUGUCUAAAGGUAUUUCUUACAGCCUUUGUAGCAAAACUAAGCUACCGGUGUGUUGGUCCAUGUUGAACACCUAUAAAGACAAGCAGAUGUCUAAAGCAGUGAAGUCUUUCAGAGGAGAUGUUUAAUAAAUGCAGCUCAUUUUGACACCUCUCUCAAUAAUCAGAGAAGUGGGAAAGUUUGGAAGGAAGUUCCAAGGGGAAUCAAAAUGGCAGCCCGCUCACAGUCGAGUCCCUGUCCCACCAUCCUCUCCAUGAAGGCCAAAACCAAAGGCGCACAAAAUCUCCAGAAUCAAGAAGGUGAAUCUCAAGAAACCUCAGCUCCAUUUUUCAUCCGCAAGCUCCGUAAGGCUGCAGUGGGAACAGGUUGUGAUAUCCGUCUCAGGGUGUCGGUGUCAGGACAUCCUAAACCUUCAAUGACAUGGUACCACAACGAUGAGCUGAUCUCCCCCUCAGAAGCUCAGGAUUCAGGAGGACUGUGGAUCCGGGACUCCCACACCAACGAUGCUGGCAUGUACACCUGCGUGGCAUCCAAUGACCUGGGAGAGGCAAGCUGUAGUGCAGUGUUGGCUGUUAUGGACCUAGGUGAAGACUCUGAGACGACAGAAGAUGAGACCACUGAACCUCAGAUGGAAACCAAGGAAGGGCCCGGGAGGCACCAAGACAAAGUCGGACGGAAAGGACCAUCGGGUGAAGGAGGACGGAUGAUGGACUAUAACCCGGAUGCUUCAGAUCGCAGGGCCACGCUCCCCGGCACCUACGACCCCGUGGUGGAGCGGGAGCUCCGGGCUUUGGGUUCCCGCCCGCCGGGGCCGCAUUUGGACCCCACAAACCCAGCAAGGAACAAAACUCCUGAGAAAUCCUGGGGGUUCCCCUCUCAUGUCCUCUCAUCCUCUACCCAGCCAGCGUUAAUCAAAAACCUUGACCAAGACAAAACUGAAGACUCCGAAGCAACUAAGACCUCUGGCACCGGCAAAGUUAUCAUGACUCCGAAGCUGGCUCGUGCCGGACCCAAGAUCUUUGACAAGGUGCGGGCCUUUGAGGAGCGAAGAAGGAGUGUGGAUCUGCCAGGAGGGGCGGCGUCCGUGGACUCGGAUGACAGCGGAAAGAAAACAGGAGGCCCCAGCAAGGAGGAGGGGAAAGUCCUGCAGGGAGUAGCCCAAAAGAGAGCAGCAUUCCAGCAGCGGGCCUCCUCACUGGAGGACAAGACCACCUACUCCCAGAGGGUUCAGAGCUACCAGAACAAGUUUGCAGAGGAGCUCCAGAGGAUCAAGAAACUUGUGGGGAAAUCGAGCCUGAAGAAGGCAUACUCCACUGAGCAGCUGUCACAGAAGGAAAGGACCCACUCGGGGAAAAUAGAGCCCAUUCCUCAGCAUGUGGUGCAGAAGCUGGAGGCCAGGGAGCGGGCUCUGGAGGGGGAACGGGAUGGGGCACCCCGGGUUCCUGCACCGCUCCCCGGCGGACCUCUAGGCCAUCGGAGGGAGAAUCCUCGUUGGGACAAUGUGGCACAGACGGCUGGAGGCUCAUCCCGAGAAAGCUCUGGGAAAUGCUUGGUUGCCAUGGAAACGGAAGCAGUUCACCAGUUGCCAGGACAACCACUGGCAACAGCAACCAGGAAAAGUCUAAACAGUGAAACUCUUCAGAGCUCACCAGCAGAUGACAAACACGCACUUCUUCCCACUUCCUUCAAGUCUUCAUCCUCCUCCAGAGAUCUGGGAACACAUUCAAACACAGACACCAAAAUGGAAAACAAAUCACAUCACGGAUCCUCAAACCCAACUGGGAAGAGAUCAUCUCCUGUGCCGUCGGGGGAACUGCUAUCCCAACAUCCACCCAAAUCCAACCGGCCUUCGCCAGCGCUCCCUCCUGCGGUUAGCCCCUUAUUGAAGAAGAGGAGGGCUGAGGUGGGAUGGGUCACCAUCCCUACCAUCCUGGUGGAGGACGAGCCCAUGGAGGAGGAACGUCCAACAGAUGACAACAAAGGCAAACACCGAACCGGACGAAGGGAAGGUCGAGUACGCAAAAACAAGCAAGGCCAGCCAUUGUCUGCAGAGGAAGGCUCAUCUGAUGACUCCUACAUGUCUGCUGAUGAAGAACCAGGAGAGGGACCAAGGUUUGUUAAGCCUCUCCAGGACGCCACGGCAGCAUCUGGUUCAGAGGUCAAACUGGACUGCAUCAUCACUGGGAAGCCACCAAUUACAGUGACAUGGAGGAAGAACAACGUAGAGCUACGUAGCAAUGCUUUUUAUACGGUCCAGACAAAAGGCGAGACGCACACUCUGCUAAUAAAGGAGCUAAGGGCGCAUGACGCCGGAUCGUACUGUGUGACAGCUGCCAACAUGGCGGGCACCUCCUCCUGCAAAGCUACCCUCUCCAUCCAUCCGGAAGCCGGUCAUGUGCAGCUUGGGAAAUCGUCUUCAGCUGUGAUGGUCAGCAGUCCAGUCCAGUCAGAUGAAGAAUAUCUUAGUCCUCAGGAGGAGAAGAUGGAGUGUGGAGACUCACCGUCCUUGAAUAAAGGCAUCUCCUUCAGUGAACCUCCCUCAUUUCAGGUGCCCCCUUGUGACCAGUCAGUGAUCGAAGGUCAAGAGGUUGUUAUAGCAGCAAAAAUCAGAGGGCAUCCCAAACCCAUGGUGUUAUGGCUGAAGGACAGAGCGGUGGUGAAGGCAGGGGGCCGCUUUGCUGUGCGAGAAAUUGCAGAUGGCACCUGUGAAAUGAGAAUCAGCGCUGCUCACAGGUCAGACACAGGAUUGUAUGUUUGUAAGCUCCACAGUGAGUGUGGAACCAAGCAGGUGGAGUGUAGAGUGGAGGUCAAAGCAGCUGCUCAGAUAGAGCUCAGAAUCACCAGAGCAGCUGAAGAUGUAGCAGUCAAGGCUGGGGAAUCGGCCAUCUUUGAGUGCCACAUCACUGGGCCACCAGAUGUGGAGGUUGACUGGCUGUCUAAUGGAAAGCUCAUCCAGCCAGCACUGCUCAACUGCAAGAUGCAUUUUGAUGGAAAGAGGUGCCGCCUAAUGCUGAAUUCAGUGCAUGAGGAUGACAGUGGGACAUACACCUGCAAACUGAGCACUGCCAAAGAGGAGCUGACCUCAAAUGCAAAUCUAAGAGUUGCUCCAUCCAGAGAACCUCUGUUCACUCGCAAACUGGACAUCCUGGAGGUCAUCGAAGGACGCACCGCACGCUUUGACUGUAAGGUGAGCGGAUCACCUGCCCCGCGAGUCACAUGGAUGCAUUUUGAGACACGAGUGGAAGAGAAUGAUAACAUUCGCAUCCUUCAAGAAGGAGGUCGUCACUCACUUGUCAUCUCCCACGUUAGCAGCGACAAGGAGGGUUUCUACACUGCAAUCGCUCAGAACGUUUACGGAAAGUCCGAAUGUACUGCAGAGCUCUAUGUGCAGGAAUCACGGGCUGCCAUCUCCUCCCACAUGGCCAAGUUAGAGAAGAUGCCAUCCAUCCCUGAGGAGCCUGAGGUUCUGGAAAACGAGUUGGAAAGAAGAACCAUGCCAGAUUUUGUCAAGCCUCUGGCGGAUGUGGAAGUAAUCGAAGGGAAGGAAGCCGUGCUGAAAUGCAAAGUGUCCGGCCUGCCCUACCCAACCAUUGCCUGGUACCACAAUGGCAAACGGAUUGAGAGCAGUGAGGAGCGCAAAAUGACUCAGCACAGGGAUGUCCACAGUCUGGUCAUCCGGGGUGCCUGCCACACUCACGGGGGCGUCUAUAAGGCGGUCAUCUCCAACAAAGUGGGCAAGUCGGCCUGCUAUGCUCACCUCUACGUUACAGAUAUUGUUCCUGACCCUCCUGAUGGUCCUCCGGUUAUUGAAGCCAUCACAGGGAAAACCAUAACCCUCAGCUGGAAGCGACCGAAGAGGCUCGACCCUUCACUGGAUGCCAGCUCGUUGCUGUUCAUGGUCCAGCAGCAGCCUCUGGGAUCUAUCCAGUGGUCCGUUGCGGCUUCUAACUUGAAGGAAACAAAUUACACUGUCACCUCCCUGUCCAAGGGAGUCCGUUAUGCCUUCAGGGUCCUGACAUCAACCGGGAAGACUCUGAGCAAACCUUCCCCCUCCACUGAUCUGGUCCAGCUACUGGACAAAGGGCCAUAUUUGAGGAAGGCACCAGUUAUUCUGGACAAACCCGACAUUGUGUUUGUGGUGGAGAACCAACCUGCUAACGUCACUGUCACGCUGAACCAUGUACAUGCAGUGGUGACCUGGAAAAGGAGGGGAGUUGCAUUGAUUAACAGACUAGGAGUGUAUGAGAUGAGCAUGCCAGACGACGAUCAACAUACCCUGAGGAUCCAGCGGGUCAGAACCUCUGACAUUGGCCAGCUGGUGGUCACCGCUAGCAACCAGUUUGGCAGCGACCUCUGCACACUGCAGCUAGCCAUGGCAGUUCUUCCUAAAUUUGAAUCUAUCAUGGAGGAUGUGGAUGUGCACAUUGGGGAAACUUCACGUCUGGCUGUGGUGGUGGAGGGGAAACCAGAUCCAGAUAUUCUGUGGUUUAAGGAUGAUCUCCUUCUCUCUGAGAGCAGCCACUUCACGUUUGUGUAUGACGACCCGGAAUACUCCCUGGUCAUCCUGAGUGCCAAGCAGGAGCACUCAGGCGUGUACACCUGCACCGCCAAGAAUGUGGCUGGCUCCGUGUCCUGCAAGGCCGAGCUUACGGUUCACACAGAGCGAAAAGCGGCAACUGAGCCAGUGGAGGACGAGGGGACCAUUCUGAGGAAGAUGAGGCAUUUGACGGAUUAUUAUGAUGUUCACAAAGAGAUAGGGAGGGGGGCCUUCUCCUAUGUGAAGAGAGUGACGCUGAAGUCGGAAAAGGCGGAUUUUGCGGCUAAAUUCAUCUCCGCCCGAGGAAAGAGGAAAGCUUUGGCCCUCAGGGAGAUGGAUCUGCUUUCUGAGCUGGACAAUAACCACAUCCUUUACUUCCAUGAUGCUUUUGAGAAGAAGAACAUAGUGGUGCUCAUCACAGAAUUAUGUCACGAAGAAAUGUUGGAAAGGAUGGCCAAGAAAUCGACCGUCAUGGAGAAGCUGAUUCGCAGCUGUGUCCAACAGAUCUUGGAGGGGCUUAAAUAUCUGCACCAAAAAAAUAUAGCUCACCUUGAUGUGAAGCCUGAAAACAUUUUAAUGGCCAGUCCAGGAAGUGACCUCAUCCGCAUAUGUGACUUUGGGAAUGCCAUCAAAUUGGACACUUCAGAGGACUAUUACUGCAAAUACGGCACACCGGAGUACGUUGCUCCAGAGAUCAUUAAUCAAACUCCAGUUUCCAUAGCCACAGACAUAUGGCCUGUCGGAGUCAUCACUUAUCUCUGUCUGACUGGGGUGUCUCCGUUUGCCGGUGAGAAUGACAGAGCCACUGCGCUGAACAUCAGGAACUACAAUGUGGCGUUUGAGGAGGGCAUGUUUUCAGAGAUUUGCAAAGAGGCCAAAGGAUUCGUCAUCAAGCUUCUGGUGGUGGACAGGCUGAGGCCAAAUGCUAUAGAGUGCCUUCGUCAUCCUUGGUUCAAGUCACCUACAAAUAAGAGCAUUAGCACGUCUAUGCUAAAGCAGGUUAUUGCUAGAAGGUGCUGGCAGCGUUCCCUUAUCAGCUAUAAAUCCAAAAUGGCAUUGAGGUCCAUCCCAGAGCUCCUCAAAGACUCCUCCAGCCAUGUUUCAAUCGCUGUUGCUCGUCAUUUGAAGGGAAGCUCCCCGCCUCCUUCUUCCUCGUCCGAUUCAGACGCAGACGUGGAUGAGCUUCCAUUUAUUCCGAUGCCCCUGUCCUUGGUUUUCUCUGGAUCCAGGGUCUCACUCAAUGAGAUUCCAGGGGACGAGGAUGUCAGAUGGCCGACCGUCUAUGUUAAUAGUACAAGGACAAAGGAAAAUAUGGAUGUAGAUGGUUCUACGGCAGAGGGAAAUAAAAACAUUACAGAUGAAGUGGAAACUCAAAAUGAGGAGAGAACAGGAAAGGCUAAACGAGAAGACCUGAAGAAAGGAUCAAGCAUAGAGUCUAAUGAAGCACAGACAAGAGCCAGGAGGGCUACCAUGAGGAGAGGCAGCUCUGCUGAUUCAGCUCUGCUUCUCCACAUAGACCCGGAGGAAGGAAAUGCAAAUGAAGACUCAGGGGCAGGUACAAAGAGCCUAAAAAAGGCAGUUUCUAUGGAACUGCCCGAUCGAAGCCCGAGCCCAGGGGCUACAAAGUUAAGUCAGGAAGAUUAUACCUUAAAACUUGAGCUAAUGAGGCAACGGCUGCUCAGGGGAGGAAGCGUUGAUAAAAAAAUGAGCGGCUUACGGGGGCCGCUGUUUGAAACCCUUGGCAUAGAUGAGGAAAGGCAGACGGGGUCUCUUGAGAGAAGUUUGAGAAGAUCCAGAGCAGGACUCUCAACACUUACCAGAGCAGCAUCUUCUGAAAGGUCAGGAGAUGACACACCAAAGACCAAGGUUUUUUGUAAAAGUGUUUCCUUCUCACAGGGGGAUUCAGAGCCCAUGCCCCUGCACCGUAGGUUUGGAGCCCCCUUAGAGAUUCCAUCUGCUUCCACUGCUAAGACAGAAGGGAAGAAACUGCAGGAGGCUAUUUCAAUGUCUGUGCUGACUGAACAAGCAACACUGGAGUCUGAAUCAACCUCACCCAAAGAAAAAGCUUCCUUUGCUCUCCCAGCAACAGAAAAAAUGGACCAAGAGCAAAACAAUUGCAAUGUGGAAGGUUCAGAUAUAGAUGAAGCAACAGAGAAAAGGACCAAAGCAGAUUGUGAAACAUCUAUUAUUACUUCUAAAAUUGCUAGAGAAGUGACAGAGAAAGAUAACAGCAUGAAUGAAAAGUUUAGAGUUUCCGUACUAUCUCAAACAUCGACCAAGGGCCAAUCAAAAUCCCUUGCUGCUGCACACAAACCAAAUGACUCAAAAUCCUCAGAUACAUCUUCCUUGCCUGAGCAUUCAGCUGUAUUUGCCAAAGUAGCAACAGGAGACAGACCUGCUGGUUCUUCUUCCUCGUCUUCAAACCCCGAUCUUACCAUCAUCCCUCGGCAACCCGUUCUCAGAACAGACAUCAAAGACAUUGAUUCAGUGGAAGUUUUUGAGGCUAAGUUUAAGAAGCGUGAGUCAUCCUUAACCCGUGGCCUCCGCAAACUGACCAGAAACAAGUCUGAGGAGAAAUCCCCGGUGUUGAGCCGAAAGACUGUUGAAGGGGGUGAGGACAUUUACAGGCCAGGGCCAAGAGGGGCGCCACUUGAAAUAGCAUCUAAGGGAAUUCCAGAGAAAUCUAAAUCUGUCCAAGACUUAAGAGAGGUAGAUCAGGAAACAGGCCUGAGUCUGAUUGGGAGGUUUUCAUUGAAAGGCAAGAGGUCAACAUCUACUGAGAAAAAGGAGGAAAAGCAACCAAAUGUACAAGAAACUGCUGUAAGUAAGAGGGUUUCAUGGGCUAUUGGUCGUAGUAAGUCUCUGGACACAAAGGAUCUGGUUGCUGCUGGAGCAAGAAAGCAGUCUGAAGAGCGACAAUCUGGGAAAGCUGAGGAGUCCUCGGUUUCUGCCAUGAGACGAAAGUUUGAGUCCAAAGUGGCAGGAAUCUCUGCAAAAUUUAGGAGCCAAUCAGAGGAGAGGAAGGCUAAAGAGACUGGAGGUAGUCAGAAAGACCUUGAGGAAAGGGAUCUCAACAAGGUCUCGGAAUCCCCUGUUCUUGCAAUACGUCACAAGUUUGAGAACAAAGUGGUGGGAAUAUCCUCAAAAAUCCGCAGUCAGUCAGAAGAAAGGAAAGUAGAUGGAGAGGGUAGGAACACACCUCUGUUUGCUCGGCACCGUCAUUCCCACUCUGAAGGUCGUGGACUCAAAGGGAUGGGUAUCCCUGAAAAUCAACUGGCAAAACAAACCGGUGCUGCUGCAUCAAAGGAAUCCAUUGAAUCCACCUCCAGCAUCCAUUCUGAUAAAGCCUUAGAGAGUGACAGACGAUCGCGGUGGGACCGGUGGGGCUUAACCAGGACCAGGAGAGACAAAACUCCCUCCCAGUCUGACUUACCCUCAACUGCACCCAAAGAGGAAGGUCUGACAAAAAGCCAGCAGUUUAUCCGCUCUGCUUCUGAUUUUGCUCCAGUGUUCCACAUCAAACUAAAGGACCAUGUCCUAUUAGAGUGGGAAGCUGUGACUCUUAGUUGCCUUCCAGCUGGCAGUCCACACCCAGAGAUUACCUGGAUGAAGGAUCGGAAACUUUUAGAGGUGACAGAUAACCGGAUCAAGCUGCUGAACCACCCAGAUGGCAGGCAGCUUCUUACCAUUCAGAAGUGCGGCCACAGAGACGCUGGGGUGUACGAAUGCGUUGCUACUAACCCAAUCGCUACUGUCACCACCUCCUGCACGCUUUCUAUAGCUUCUGUUCCAAAGCGACCCGGAACCCCUGAAGUAGCUCAGACGUACAACAACACGGCUCUGGUUCUGUGGAAGCCGUCGGACACAAAAUCUCCCUGCAGCUAUUCUCUGGAACGGAGAAGCGAAGCUGAUUCUAACUGGGUAACUGUGGCCACUGGGAUAGCUGACUGUUACUACAAUGUCACUGACCUUCCACCAGGGGGGCCUAUUAGAUUCAGAGUCUCCUGCGUCAACAAGGCAGGACAAGGUCCUCACAGCAACUGUUCUGUUCCAGUCAGCCUGGACUCAACAGAAGGAGGAGCUUCACCUGCAGUUGCUGUAGUAAAAACAGUCCCAACUCCACCUGAAUCAGCGCUGAAACCUAACCCAGAUGUCAGAGUCACUUCCACCUUCUCAACCUCUCCUCCUCCAUCUGCCCUGACCUCUGACCCUCCCAUAGGUUUUCCAUCAUUGUUUGCUAGCAUAAGCCCAGAGGAAAAGCAAAGCAGUGCUCUGCCUUCCUCUGGCACAGUCAAAGCCUCUCCGUCCUUCAUCUUGUUCAAGCCCCAGAGUCCGAUAAACGUGGUGACCCCUAUGACCCAGACCCCGCCUCCUCUUGUAAGCCCGCCCUCUACCCCUACCAAACCUUUGGUUGCAUCCGUACCCAGCUACGUCCCCACCACCGCCACCAAGGCACACGUGGCUCCCACCCCGGUGUCUUUUUCCCCACCAGUUCUCCAGGCCUCCAGCCUGAGCCCCAUUGCAGAGGGUGCCAACACCCCGAUCAGAGGUACCCCAUCUGGACACAGCACGCCCUCUACUGCUCUGAGACAAGGAGUUCCACAGAAACCAUACACCUUCCUGGAUGAGAAGGCCAGAGGUCGGUUUGGGGUGAUCCGCGAAUGCAGGGAGAACGCCACCGGGAAGAUCUACAUGGCCAAAAUCAUUCCCUACAGCCAGGAGAGCAAGCAGGGAGUGCUGAAGGAGUAUGAGAUCCUAAAGUCACUUCAUAGUGAGAAGGUCAUGGCUCUCCACGAGGCCUAUGUCACACCACGGUACCUGGUGUUGGUGGCUGAAUACUGCACUGGCAAAGAGCUGCUGUUCAGCCUCGCUGACAGGUUUCGGUAUUCAGAAGAUGAUGUAGUUGGCUACCUGGUUCAAAUCCUCCAGGCGGUGGAGUACCUCCACAACCGCAGAGUCCUCCACCUAGACCUCAAGCCUGAGAACAUCCUGGUGACUAACCUUAACGUGGUUAAGAUUGUAGACUUUGGCAGUGCUCAGAGUUUCAACCCCCUCCACCUGGAACCCAAGGGCACAGGAGCAGGAACCUUGGAGUACAUGGCUCCUGAGAUGAUCAAAGGGGAAGUUGUUGGUCCUCCUGCUGACAUUUGGACCGUUGGUGUCGUCACCUACAUCAUGCUUAGUGGUCGACUGCCCUUUGAAGAUAAGGACCCUCGGCAAGUUGAAUCUAAAAUCCUGAUGGCCAAGUUUGACCCUAGCAAACUUUACCCAAAUGUUUCCCAAAGUGCCUCAGUUUUUCUCAAGAAGAUGUUGAGCAGUUAUCCAUGGGCUCGUCCAACCACGCGUGACUGCUUCACCCAGGCCUGGCUGCAGGACUCGUACCUGAUGAAACUCCGGAGGCAGACGCUCACCUUCACCUCCAGCCGACUGAAGGAGUUCCUGGUGGAGCAGCAGAGUUGUCGCACAGAGACCGCCACCAAGCACAAGGUGCUGCUGCGCACCUACCAAGGCUCACCACGCAACCCAGCGUCUGGCACCAUGCCACACCUACCCAGUCCCAAGUGAACACUGGGCAGGAGUAGCCCCAACAGAACAACUGCUGAUAUCAAGCACCGUGGGCAGACAGUUGGACCCACACGGGAAUCCAUGUGUUACUUUGGAACAAAUAAAAACUUAACAGGAGCUGCAGACCACAGAGAAUACAUUCAACUCAUGAACUCCUUAUAAACUGUAUUAAAAGGACAGGAAGACUUUUGGUUUUAGCCUCUUUGUCAUUUGUUAAUUCUAACUUUGCCUUUUAUUUGCCCUACAUUUGAUAUCCAGUGAUGGGCACACUUCCACUCAUAACUGGAAGUGUGCCCACUAUACUAUAACUAAUUUUUCAUUCAGCCAUUUGCUAACCUAGAAAAGUGCACUUAGUUUACCCUAAAUUAAUAUUUCCAAAUUAAUUCUAAAGCACUAAUUUACUUGGUUGUUUUGUAAACUUUCAGUUGAAAACCAUUUGACAUCUGCUACCAGUUCUGUUUCCUCUCCGAACAUUCUUUUUCAUUUUCUUUUUACCAAAUAACUUUAAAGCAAACAAGAAACAUACAGGAACAAAAUAAUAUGCAGCACAGAACAAGAUAAAAACAUAAAUUAAAAAAUGUAACUGAAUUAUAGAACAUGGAAAUUAUGUCAUAAUUAAAUUGGUUCUUGAGGGUUGUAGUCUAGCUAAUGCUAAACCCCAACUUAAGUUGGUACAAGAAACAUACAGAAACAAAAUAAUAUGCAUCACAGAACAAGAUAAAAACAUAAAUGUGCUAACAUAACUGAAUUAUAGAACAUUAGUAUUAGCUUCCACUAAAUACAAUGUUGGUGUAGUGCAUUUGCAUUAGCGGAACUAAUCUUGAUGAUUAGGGCUUUAGGUUUAGUAUAGCUAACUUUUCAGUUAGCAGUGCCCAUCACUGUUGAUACCAAGAUGCUUUCUUUAGUAGUUUUAUCUUAAAAACCCAUUUUUGUCAUGCAGUUUGGUGGUAAUCGUCAUGCUAAUGUACCACUAUUAAAACUGCUAACUUAUUCUACAUUUUCUCAUUUUAAAACACCAAAAAUAUUGUUUUUCCCUUCUUUAAGAUAUGUUUGCUUUUUCAUGUUAAUUUAUUUGCAUGUGUGUGCAUAUUUUUGAGUCAGUUUUCGAUAUAACUGUAAGGCGAAAAAGAAAAAAAAAUGUAAUAAAGAAGAUGCUUGUUAUUGAUGUUGAGUCUAAAGGGAAACUGUUUAUGGGGAAUCUUGCUUCUUGCUCUGUGAUCAACUCUAAAUCAUGAUCCAGCUGUGAACAGUGGAUUUUCUAUAAAGUGUAAUGUGACACUUAGUUGCCAUAAUUUGUCAGUAUUACAAGUCGGUUGAUCUGGUUGCUUAAAUCUCGGUCGUCCAGUCAGUGCCUCGGAUAAAUGUCAAAAAUGUUCAUAUUUAAUGUGUGUCUUCAUCGGUUGCAGUAUCUGGAUAUUACAAGAGGUAACUCAUCCAUACACAGAUUUAGGCAAAUAUACAUGGAGUCCUUGUAACAUUUGAAUGCCUCAUGUAUUGCUCUAUCAGUCCUUUUGUAUGACUUUGGAUGGUUCAAGAUUUGUAAAUGUACCCAGUUGCGGUGUUUAUAUGUGGAAAAAGAUGAAAAUGUUUUUACGAGAUAGUAUGUAAUAAAAUAUUCAUACAUUUCAGAA